AUGAAAACAUAUGACUCAUAUGUAAAAGAAGUCGAAUUAGGGACCCACCGGAGCCAACCCUAUAAGGUUCUUAUCAAUGCCAUCUCUUCUUCCAAUCUUUUUUUAAAGAAAGUCAAAAAAUCAAGAGGUGGGAACGGGGGUGAAACAGAUUGGGCUCACAGAAUACUUCAGGGCUGGCCACGCACCUGUCAGGAACUGUAUAAAAAAGGACCGAUAACUACAGAAGGUCUGAUACUUGAAAAGAGCAAGUUAUGUAGGCAGUGGCCGUUCCGGUUGCUCGACCAAAGCCGGUCAAAGAAUUCUAUGCCUGGCCAGAAGCCAGAAGUGAAGUGA
Molecule: messenger RNA, 333 nt
Organism: Glycine soja
Lineage: Eukaryota; Viridiplantae; Streptophyta; Magnoliopsida; Fabales; Fabaceae
Source: the annotation of a RefSeq genome assembly